AUGGCGGUAGAUAAAAAGAUUGUUCUCAUUACCGGCGCGGCCGCUGGUAUCGGCCUCGAGGCCGUCAAGGCCAUUGUUGGCUCACAGCAGGCUAGCUACGAGAUCAUCCUGUCCGCCCGCAAGCUUGCGCAGGCACAAGCCGCCGCCGAGGAAAUCGCGCGCGCCUUGCCCUCAGCUACUUCCACCACCACGCCUUUAGAGAUUGACGUUUCGUCCGACAAGUCCAUUGAGGACGCUGCGGAGCUCAUCAAGAGCAGAUACGGCCGCAUUGACGUUCUCGUCAACAACGCUGGUCUGCUUCCCGACUUUUCCGUUGUUGGUGGCGAGCUUUCCCUUCGCGAGGCCUGGGCCAAGGCCUGGGACAUCAACGUCACCAGUGCCCACGUCAUGACGCACACCUUUGCGCCGCUCCUCCUGCAAUCCAGCGACCCUCGACUCCUAUUCAUCACUAGCAGCACAUCCACCCUCCUCGGUACCGAGAAUGGCGAGCUGCCCACCAACAAGCCCUCCAACAAGGGCUGGCCCAAGACGCAGAUGCGCACCAUGGUGCCGUCGUACCGCUCUUCCAAGGCCGGUCUAAAUAUGACGAUGAGAGAAUGGCAUCGCAUGCUCAAAGACGACGGCGUCAAGACUUGGGCCGUUUCGCCUGGAUUCCUGGCAACUCGUCUUGGCGGUGACCAAGAAGCCAAUAAGAAGAUGGGCGCGGGCGAUCCCGCGCUCGGAGGCGGCUUUAUCAAGGACAUUAUCGAGGGCAAGAGAGAUUCCGACAUUGGAAAGGUCAUCACCCGCGAUGGCAUUCAGCCAUGGUGA
Messenger RNA from Akanthomyces muscarius, 810 nucleotides. RefSeq lists its product as uncharacterized. Gene Ontology annotation, cellular component: intracellular anatomical structure. Gene Ontology annotation, molecular function: oxidoreductase activity, acting on NAD(P)H, oxygen as acceptor. Lineage: Eukaryota; Fungi; Ascomycota; Sordariomycetes; Hypocreales; Cordycipitaceae. The record is from RefSeq and is a predicted model, not a curated record. The transcript has 3 exons. The coding region runs from base 1 to 810 and encodes 269 amino acids.